AUGUCCACUCAGGUGUUCACGAACGCUCGCCUGUUCACCGGCUCCACCACCUCCACCACCGAUUCUGCCACCGAUUCAUCCACUCUCGUCGUUAAAGAUGGCAAGAUCGCUUUCGUUGGCGCGUUGGACUCCCCAGCCUGUGACGCCUACGCGCAUAACCCAGUGCAUAAUCUGAAUGGCGCAUACGUCCUUCCCUCCUUCAUAGACGCGCACACGCAUUUCCUCCUCCUGGGCCAAUCGCUCGCAAAAGUCCAAUUAGACGGCUGCACCGACCUCACAGAAAUCCGGGCACGAAUAAGCCAGUAUGUCAAGGAAAAUCCGGAGAAAGAGAGAGUGCUAUGCAGCGGGUGGAUGCACAGCAUGACAGGCAGCGCUGCGCUCGCAUCAAUGCUAGACGACCUGACGGAUAAACCGAUAUACAUUGAUUCGAAGGACCUCCAUUCGUGCUGGUGCAACAGCGCUGCGCUCGCAGAGAUGAGGGUUCAAGACAUGCCCGACCCCGACGGAGGGAAAAUCGAGCGAGACGCAAAUGGCAAAGCGAGCGGCCUCCUUAGUGAAGCAUGCGUGCUCCUCAUCGUGUGGCCCCAUCUCGCUAAGGUGCUCAGCACAGAGGAAAAGCUCGCGUCUCUACGCGCAGGAAUGAAGGCUUAUCACUCAGUCGGCGUGACAGGCUGUGUGGACAUGGCUAUGGACGAUAAUGCUUGGGAUGCAAUCCUCGCUCUCCGGGACGCAGAAGGCGGACACCUCCCCCUCCGCAUUGCAGCGCACUGGUGCAUCAACCCCGGCGCAGGCGAGGCCGAUCGCCUCAAACAAGUCGACCGCGCAAUCGAGCUCGCGGGUCGUUACAAUGCGACCACAAGCCCAGAUCUGCGCGUUGUAGGCAUAAAGAUCAUCUGCGACGGCGUAAUCGACGCCUGCACCGCCGCUCUUGCGGAGCCUUACACUACCAAUGUCGCAUCGCCGGACCCCAUUUGGACGCCAGCGAUGCUCGACCCUGUAGUCAAGAAAGCGUGCGAAGCGGGUCUGCAAUGCGCACUUCACGCCAUCGGCGACGCCGCCGUGCACAACGCCGUCAACGUCCUCGAGAUCUACGGAAAACCAGACCAACGGCACCGCAUAGAGCACCUGGAACUCACAGCGCCGGAAGACGCCGCAAGGCUGGGGAAACUGGGCAUCACAGCGUCUAUCCAACCCGUACACGCUGAUCCGGCCAUCCUCCGCGCUUGGCCAAAGCUGCUGGGUCCGGAGCGAUUGACGCGCGCCUUCGCGUACAAGGACUUCGCAGAUCACGGCGCUGUGUUGGCGCUUGGGAGCGAUGCACCUACCGCGCCGCACCCACCGCUGAAGAACAUGUACGUCGCUACGACGCGGAAAUCUGCGCGGUAUCCGGACGCGGGCGACCUGCCUGUAAACGAGGAGUUCAAGCUCGGGAUCGUGGAAGCGGUGACUGCGGCCACACGAGGGGCGGCGUAUUCAUGUUUUGCAGAACAGCAUGUGGGAACGUUAGAAGUGGGAAAGCAAGCGGACUUCGUGGUCGUGGAUAUGAAGUUUGAAGCCGAGGACUUGCUGAGCGCUCAGGUGGCGCAGACGUGGUUCAAUGGGGAGAAGGUAUUUGAUGUAACGGAGGGGGUGGAGAAGCCGAAGAUGUAA
Didymosphaeria variabile is the source of this 1650-nucleotide messenger RNA. RefSeq lists its product as uncharacterized. The coding region runs from base 1 to 1650 and encodes 549 amino acids. NCBI's taxonomy places the organism in Eukaryota, Fungi, Ascomycota, Dothideomycetes, Pleosporales, Didymosphaeriaceae. Gene Ontology annotation, molecular function: hydrolase activity, acting on carbon-nitrogen (but not peptide) bonds. The transcript has a single exon. The record is from RefSeq and is a predicted model, not a curated record.